Molecule: messenger RNA, 539 nt
Organism: Prorocentrum cordatum
Lineage: Eukaryota; Dinophyceae; Prorocentrales; Prorocentraceae
Source: the annotation of a GenBank genome assembly
GACUAGGAACCGCGAAGAUCAGCGAGCUGGACUACGAGUGCCAGGACUACUUAACCGAGUUCCUCACCCAGUGCCGGAGCUGCCAGACCACCCCGUUAGAUCGGCACCGCUCCCAGGCAUUCUCGGCGGCAAAAAAAUGCAACAACGAGCCCGGCAUCCUCGGCAAACGACUACCGCGCGUCUACGACGCUUUCGGCAUGGCCUGGCGCUGCGGCAUCCACCAGCGCGGUGCCGAGAAAACAGCAUACUCUGUGCACGUGCUGCUCAAUGGCGACCGCAAUGGUGGAGUCAGCACCGUUACUGCCAACUAUGACGGCACCGGCGCAUUUGCAGCUACCGAUUGGGCGCUCCUACGGGCAGUUGCCUUCAAGAACGCCCGCGAGCGCGACCAUCGCUUCGCGAUGGCGACGAUCGACCGCUCUGCCUUCAGCCUCGACGCGGGCAAAUCGAGAUUGAAAGCGCCGCGGGCGCCCAGAUGGGCUUCGCUCUGCCCCGGACAAUUCAACGACGCCUACAACAUCUACGUGGGCCAGUGGUGG